AUGGCCUCCAUUGCCCUCAAAACCUUCACCGGACUCCGCCAAGCCUCACCGGAGAACCAUCACUCCAUAUCACUCCAAAAAGCUGUAGCUUUACCCUCCCAAACCCAUCGGAGGAUUCAAAUAAUAGCAGGAAAAACAAGCCCCAAAAUCACUGGCCGUAACCUCCGAGUGGCCGUCAUUGGUGGCGGCCCAGCUGGUGGCGCCGCCGCGGAAACACUAGCUAAAGGUGGAAUAGAGACAUACCUCAUCGAACGCAAGCUCGAUAACUGCAAACCAUGCGGUGGUGCGAUUCCCCUCUGUAUGGUCGGAGAGUUCGACCUUCCAUUAGAUAUCAUCGACCGGAAAGUCACCAAGAUGAAGAUGAUCUCCCCCUCCAACGUCGCCGUCGACAUCGGCCAAACCCUAAAGCCCCAUGAAUACAUCGGCAUGGUCCGCCGUGAAGUACUUGACGCCUAUCUCCGAGACCGUGCUGCCGACAUCGGCGCCACCGUCAUCAACGGACUUUUCUUGAAAAUGGACAUGCCCACCUCUGAAAAUCAACCUUACGUCCUUCACUACACCUGCUACAAUGCCAAGACUGGCGGUGCCGGCGAGAAGAGGACAUUAGAGGUGGACGCUGUCAUUGGCGCCGACGGUGCCAACUCGCGAAUUGCAAAAUCCAUCAAUGCAGGAGAUUACGAAUACGCCAUUGCUUUCCAGGAGCGAAUCAAAAUACCAGAUGACAAAAUGAAGUACUAUGAAAAUCUAGCAGAAAUGUAUGUCGGAGACGAUGUGUCGCCGGACUUUUACGGGUGGGUGUUCCCAAAAUGCGACCACGUAGCCGUCGGAACCGGGACUGUAACUCACAAAGGCGAUAUCAAGAAGUUUCAACUGGCGACUAGGCUCAGAGCCAGAGAUAAAAUAUUGGGUGGGAAGAUAAUUCGAGUGGAGGCACACCCAAUACCGGAGCACCCCCGGCCACGGCGGUUGUUUGGGAGGGUAACAUUGGUCGGAGACGCAGCUGGCUAUGUAACAAAAUGCUCCGGCGAGGGGAUAUAUUUCGCUGCGAAGAGUGGGCGGAUGUGCGCGGAGGCGAUCGUGGAGGGGUCGGAGAACGGGAAGAGGAUGGUGGAGGAGAGAGAUUUAAGGAACUACUUGGAGAAAUGGGACAAGACUUAUUGGCCGACGUAUAAGGUGCUUGAUGUGUUGCAGAAGGUGUUUUACAGGUCGAAUCCGGCGAGAGAGGCGUUCGUGGAGAUGUGCGCCGACGAGUAUGUGCAAAAGAUGACCUUUGAUAGCUAUUUGUACAAGAAGGUUGUGCCUGGGAAUCCAUUGGAUGACUUGAAGCUUGCUGUGAAUACUAUUGGGAGCUUAGUUAGGGCUAAUGCACUGAGGAAGGAGAUGGAUAAGAUGAGUGUGUGA
Messenger RNA from Ilex paraguariensis (yerba mate), 1401 nucleotides. NCBI's taxonomy places the organism in Eukaryota, Viridiplantae, Streptophyta, Magnoliopsida, Aquifoliales, Aquifoliaceae. The record is from the annotation of a GenBank genome assembly.